Umbelopsis ramanniana AG is the source of this 469-nucleotide messenger RNA. RefSeq lists its product as uncharacterized. The transcript is spliced from 2 exons. NCBI's taxonomy places the organism in Eukaryota, Fungi, Mucoromycota, Umbelopsidomycetes, Umbelopsidales, Umbelopsidaceae. The record is from RefSeq and is a predicted model, not a curated record. The coding region runs from base 85 to 369 and encodes 94 amino acids.
UCUCUCCACAACCACGGAUGUGCCCUCACAAAUAUCGUGAACCUGUGACCCUCAGUUCCCCCGCCUUACCUUAUAUCAUGUCAUAUGCUGCUAGUUUGGGGGCGGCUCGUCUGGGCUGAGUUACGAUGCAAGCGAGCAAACCUAUUGAAAAUGUCACUUUUUCCUCCUUCUGUCUGUUCAACACCAUCUUCUUCUCCGUUUUUGUUUCAUGCCAUGUGUGUUUGUGCUUUCUUUUUUCGUUUUAAUUAUAAAAUAAAAUCAUGGAUUACUUUUAUGAAUUGCAAAAUGAUGAAAACAUUGGGUUUUGAGAGAGAGGGAAUAGGUAACAGAAAGAAGGGGAGGAUGUCACUGGGAAAAGUGAUCGAGUGAAAGGGAUAGAAAAGGGAAUAUUACAAAAAAAAAAGAUGCGUUUUUCUUUUCAAAGGAAAAAAUAAAGGAAACAAAAUUUUUGGGAUUGAUGGGGGAUGUU